AUGGAGGAUGACGCCUCACUACACAGGUUGGAGGGCAGUGAGCCUUCUCUCCAGGAAGGAGGACUGGUGAUUAAGAAGAAGAGUUCCAGCAAUGAGCAGCAUGUGUUUAAAGCCCCCGCGCCGCGCUCCUCGCUGCUGGGCCUAGACUUGUUGGCUGCCCAAAAAAGGAAGGAGCGAGAGGAGAAGGAGCGGCAGGAGGGGGACAAGAAAGUUAAAGUAGGUUCUAGAGACUGGGAGGAUCGAGAGAAGACCUCUGAAGGAUCCAGUGAUAGGAUCAGCCGAGGAAGCCAUGGUGAUAGACAUUACAGAACGCCACGAGUGGAGACACCGUCUUAUACCGGUGGGGUCAACGAGGAAUUCCUGGCACGGAGUCGCCAGAGGGAGCGAGAGAGGAGGGAACAUGGCGUCUAUGCUUCAUCCAAGGACGAUCGGCGGCGAAAGGAGCGUAGCAGUCGAGACAGAGAUGACCGCAGUCACAGGAGCAGCAGGUCUGAUCGUGAUCGCUCAGAGCGAGACAGCGGAUCCGAGAGAAGUUCAAGACGCAGCGAACCUGAUUCUCCGAGGCACAAACCCAGAGAUUCCUCGACUCCCUCUCGUUCUGGGUGGGAGGAGGAUGACAGCGGUUACGGCAGUUCUCAGCGCUCUCAAUGGGAGUCGCCUUCUCCGUCACCAUCAUACAAAGACUACGACCGGAGCCACCGCAGCGAGAGGGACAGUUCCAGGAGGGAUCGGUCAGUGAGGGUCAGCUACACGGAUGAUUCUCCGCUGCCGACACCUUCCUACAAAUUUAAUGAAUGGGCAUCUGAGAGGCGCCAUUUUGGGUCCACCCCGCGGCUCUCCCAGGGAAGAGGAAAGCAGGAUGCUGAUGAAGAUGGGAUCCGUUUUACAUCAGAAGAUGACCAGAGACAGUGGGAGGAAGAUCAGAGGCAAGCGGAUAGAGAUUGGUACAUGAUGGAUGAGGGUUUUGAUGAAUUUCACAACGCUCUGACUUCCACCUCUGAGGACUAUGUACGCAAGAGAGAACAGCAGCUUCAAAAGCAGACUCACAAGAGGGUUUCUGCUCAGAGACGGCAGAUCAAUGAGGACAACGAUCAGCGGUGGGAAACAAACCGCAUGCUGACGAGUGGGGUGGUUCAGAGGUUGGAAGUGGAUGAGGACUUUGAAGAGGACAAUGCCGCCAAAGUGCAUCUGCUGGUCCAUAAUUUGGUGCCACCUUUUCUUGAUGGCAGAAUUGUCUUUACGAAGCAGCCUGAGCCAGUAAUUCCAGUGCGGGACCAACUUCCGACAUGGCAAUCAUCUCUCGCAAAGGCCAGCCAGUUGGGUGCGCAAGCAUCGUAUUGCGCAAAAGGAAAGGAAAAAAGGCUCAACACAAACACUGGGAAUUAGCUGGGACAAACUCGGAGACAUUAUGGGAGUGAAAAAGCAGGAGGAGGAGAAUGACAAGCCGGUGGUGAAGUGAUGGCUCUGUAGAUUACAGGGCGGAGCAGAAGUUUGCAGAUCACAUGAAAGAGCGCAGUGAGGCAAGCAGUGAAUUUUCCAAGAAGAAGACUCUGAGGGAGCAGCGACAGUUUCUGCCCAUCUUUGCUGUUCGUCAGGAACUGCUGACCGUAAUCAGAGAAAACAGUAUAGUCAUUGUAGUCGGAGAAACUGGCAGUGGCAAGACAACACAACUGACCCAGUACUUGCAUGAGGACGGCUACACAGAUUAUGGCAUGAUAGCAUGCACGCAGCCCCGUAGAGUGGCUGCCAUGUCUGUGGCCAAGAGAGUAAGCGAAGAGAUGCAAGUAAGUCUGGGGGAGGAGGUUGGCUAUGCUAUUCGGUUUGAGGAUUGUACAUCGGAGAAGACCCUCAUUAAAUACAUGACUGAUGGCAUCUUACUGAGAGAAUCUCUGCGUGAAGCUGACUUGGACCACUACAGUGCAGUUAUCAUGGAUGAGGCCCAUGAGCGCUCGCUGAACACGGAUGUACUGUUCGGCCUUCUGAGGGAGGUUGUCACCCGGCGGUCAGAUCUGAAAUUGAUCGUCACCUCAGCCACAAUGGACGCCGAUAAAUUUGCCAAUUUUUUUGGUAAUGUCCCCAUUUUCCAUAUUCCUGGGCGGACGUUUCCUGUGGAUAUCCUGUUCAGCAAGACACCACAGGAGGAUUACGUGGAGGCUGCUGUAAAACAGGCCCUGCAGAUCCAUCUUUCUGGAGCUCCGGGAGACAUAUUGAUCUUCAUGCCUGGUCAGGAGGACAUUGAGGUGACCUCAGAUCAGAUUAUUGAGAGACUGGAAGAGCUGGAGAGCGCCCCUGCUCUGGCCGUAUUGCCAAUCUACUCCCAGCUUCCCUCUGAUCUCCAAGCCAAAAUCUUCCAGAAGGCUCCAGAUGGCGUUAGGAAAUGCAUUGUGGCCACUAACAUUGCAGAAACCUCACUGACUGUGGAUGGUAUAAUGUUUGUUAUAGACUCCGGAUACUGCAAGUUAAAGGUAUUUAACCCACGAAUUGGUAUGGAUGCUUUACAAAUCUAUCCCAUCAGCCAGGCCAAUGCUAACCAGCGUGCAGGUAGAGCUGGUAGGACGGGCCCAGGGCAGUGCUUCAGGCUGUACACACAGAGCGCGUACAAGAAUGAGUUGCUGUGCACUACAGUGCCUGAAAUCCAGCGCACCAACCUGUCCAAUGUGGUCCUGCUGCUGAAGUCCCUGGGAGUCCAGGAUCUUCUCCUCUUCCACUUUAUGGACCCACCGCCAGAGGACAAUAUGCUCAACUCCAUGUACCAGCUUAUUCAUCUUUGUUUGUGUUUUACUCUAGGCUCACUCACUUCCACCGGACGUCUCAUGGUUGAGUUCCCACUGGAUCCGGCUCUAUCCAAGAUGUUGAUCGUAUCCUGCGAUAUGCGCUGCAGCGCUGAAAUCCUUAUUGUGGUGUCCAUGUUGUCUGUGCCAGCUAUAUUUUACCGGCCUAAGGGACGUGAGGAAGAAAGCGAUCAAGUCAGAGAGAAAUUUGCUGUCCCUGAGAGUGACCACUUGACUUACCUGAACGUAUUCCUCCAAUGGAAGAACAACAACUACUCCAGUGGCUGGUGCAACCAGCAUUUUAUCCAUGCUAAGGCCAUGAGGAAGGUACGAGAAGUUCGGGCUCAGCUGAAGGACAUCAUGGUGUCUCAGCGCAUGUCUCUGUCAUCCUGCGGGUCGGACUGGGAUGUGGUCCGGAAAUGUAUCUGUGCCGCCUAUUUCCAUCAGGCUGCCAGGCUAAAGGGAAUCGGCGAAUAUGUGAAUGUACGGACGGGGAUGCCCUGUCACCUGCACCCAACAAGCUCUCUGUUUGGCAUGGGAUACACACCGGACUAUAUUGUGUACCACGAGCUGGUGAUGACCACCAAGGAAUACAUGCAGUGUGUCACCGCGGUGGAUGGAGAGUGGCUAGCGGAGCUCGGCCCGAUGUUCUACAGUAUAUAAAGCAUGCUGGGAAGUCCAGACAGGAGAACAGACACGCCGGACCGAAAGGAGGAGGUGUUCAGCCAUGGGAGGAGGAGAUGAUAAUGGCGGAAGAACAACUUCGAGCGAGGAAAGAGGAGCAGGACAAGAAAAGCACCACUCACUGCAGUAUCCAGGUCAGUAAAGAUCUACACACCGGGGAGGAAAGAGCAGCUGGAGCAGGGGACCCCUCGCCGCACCCCCGCACGGUUUGGCCUGUGA
Molecule: messenger RNA, 3674 nt
Organism: Staurois parvus
Lineage: Eukaryota; Metazoa; Chordata; Amphibia; Anura; Ranidae
Source: the annotation of a GenBank genome assembly